Rotaria socialis is the source of this 1128-nucleotide messenger RNA. The record is from the annotation of a GenBank genome assembly. NCBI's taxonomy places the organism in Eukaryota, Metazoa, Rotifera, Eurotatoria, Philodinida, Philodinidae.
AUGCCAUGGUUGCGUCGACCGCGUCGAUUUCUAUCAAAUAUGUCUACACGAACUCAUCGUUUCUUUGUCUUUUGCAUUAUGAUCACUAUUGUCGUAAUUAGUUUCUUUUUAUUACGAAACACAAAUAGUUUUAUUUCACAACAAGAACAGAUAUGUGAUUCAAAAUUGAAUCAAAUCAAAGGCCGAGAACUCAUUCACCAUGAUGUAUCCUCAGAAAAACCAAUUUUUUUCAUCGGUGGAAUGCCUCGAAGUGGAACAACAUUAGUGCGUGCCAUUAUCGAUUCACAUCCACAAGUUCGUUGCGGCGAAGAAACAAGGGUUAUACCAAGAAUUUUAAGUAUGAGAACAGCUUGGGAAAAAUCAGCCAUUGAAUGGAACCGACUACUGGCUGGUGGCAUGACAGAACAAAUUCUUGAUUCGGCUGUUCGUGCAUUUAUUUAUGAAAUUCUCUUUCUUCAUGGUCCAUCUGCUGACAUUCUUUGUGAUAAAGAUCCAUUUGUACUUAAAUAUGCAUCAUAUAUUACCUCGAUUUUUCCAAGUGCAAAAUUUCUUCUAGUAGCACGCGAUGCACGUGCUGUUAUUCAUUCAGUUAUAACCAGGAAAGUAACCAUAACCGGCUUUAGUUUAACUGAUUAUCGACAAAAUUUUAAAUUAUGGAAUCAAGGUUUUGAAUCGAUGUAUCAGGAAUGCAAAGAAGUUGGCAAAUACCGAUGUCUUAUAGUUUACUAUGAACAACUUGUUUUACAACCAAAACAAACUAUUAAAAAUAUAUUAAAUUUUUUAAAUAUAACUUGGGUUAAUGAUGUGCUUCAUCAUGAAGAACUUAUCGGAAAGAAAAUAUCACUUUCAAAAACUGAACAUUCAUCGGCUCAAGUUGUUAAGCCUAUUAAUCUUGAAGCAUUAACAAAAUGGGUUGGUCAUAUUCCAGUGGAUGUUCUACGCGAGAUAGAUAAAUUAGCGCCUAUGUUAAAAAAACUUGGUUAUGAUACAAAAUCCAAUGUGCCAUCCUAUGGUAUUCCUGAUAAAUUAGUACUAAGAAACAUGGAUCGACUUAGAGAUAAUGCUAAAUUUUGGGACGCUCAGGCAAAAGCUUACGCUCGAAACUUAUCUAGUACAACAAUUGUUUGA